AUGUCUAUGCUUGCUACAGCAUCCCCUUCUCCUCACCCUUCAUCCUUCGGUAUGCAACGCCAAUGGGAAAACAACCGAUGUCCCGACUACUCACUUCGACCGCGGACCGAGAACGAUAAAGUUGCCCUUCCUUCCAUUCGACAGGCAUUUCCUGAAUUGCAACUUCAGACACAAUCGCCACAUGAUCUUCAUACAAAGCCACCUGGUACAGGGCCACUGGCCACAGCAUCUCCUCAAUAUGUACACUCCCCUAAUUCUACCAAGAGGAGGAGAUUAUCAAUGGAACGUGAAGUGGAGAAUGAAAGAGUCCGUCAAGUACCACGCCUUUGCUACAGUCCCGACCGAGCAUCACCCAGACAGAUCUCGCCCCAUCUAGCUAUGCAGGCAGGAGCACAGGAUAAUUGGACAGCUCCCACGAGAACAAGCCCGUAUCUGUCCAACGGAUCAAACCCCCACACAGGUCUAAUGGAAGUCAACGAGCGAAUAGAGUCACGACCAACAUUGCCCAGUCUUCCUCCGCCACGUUCAUUAGAACGAGAACCGAUGCCUGUGAGUCGUGGGCCAGCACCUGCAGAAGGAUUCCGACCUUCGCAGCAACCAAUGCCACACUCACGGACCCCCAUUACUGAAUCCAGAGCCUCGCCUUACCGUGAGCCCGGCUACGGAUACCAUUAUCACCACCCUGCACGAUACCAGUCGCUUUCCACAGGAUCGGCUCACUCCUUUGAUCGUACGCCAUUUACUCCAGGUGCAUACAACACGCCUUACCAAGACUUUGUGCGAUUUGGGGAAAUGGGCCCUGCCAGCUUGAGCGGUGACAACAAGCAACGAAAGCGAAGGGGUAACCUACCGAAAGAAACCACAGACAAACUCAGGGCAUGGUUUGUGGCACAUUUACAGCACCCAUAUCCCACCGAAGAUGAGAAACAAGACCUCAUGCGACAGACAGGCCUGCAGAUGAAUCAAAUUUCCAACUGGUUCAUCAAUGCACGGCGCCGUCAGUUGCCGACCAUGAUCAACAAUGCUCGCGCUGAAACAGAUGCCAUGACAGGUGCUCGAGUUGGUGACAUGAAAGUCCUUGUCACAACAGAACGGGGCGACUAUGACCACAGCAAGCGAGAGCCCGUCGGACCUCUAAGUGACGGGGAGGGCGCCACCUACGACGAAGAGCUUGAGGCGCUGAGCCAGCAAAGGCCUGGCACUAUGGGCAGGGGCAGUGUCUAA
This is a messenger RNA of Fusarium sp. VM40, 1224 nucleotides long. The record is from the annotation of a GenBank genome assembly. NCBI's taxonomy places the organism in Eukaryota, Fungi, Ascomycota, Sordariomycetes, Hypocreales, Nectriaceae.